CUGUAAAUAAUUCAGAUAGUACAACAUACGCAUACACUCAUAAUUAUAUCGAUAUAGAAACAAUAAACUCUAACGAUGAUAGCAUAAACGAGAUCAUUGUUACCGCCUUAAAAGAUUUAGAUAAUACUUUUUUUGUUGAAUGUUUAGAUUCUGAAGAUGAUGAAGAAUCCAAUUCUCUGGCGGAUAUUGAAGCAAUAACUGAUAGUGAUGAUGAUAUUCCUCGAAGUAAAUUAAACGAAUUUAUUUUUGUAGAUGUACCCAAUAAUUACAUAGAAGAUAAAAUUUAUGAUGAUUUAAAAUUAGAAGUCCAAAAUUUUUUUGAAAAAGGCACAUGUUCAUGUCACUCUAAGCAAUCAUGUUUUAAGCAAAUUGGUUACGAAAAGUUUCUUGCGCGUCAAGUUGCAUUUGAAAGCUUGGAUAAAAGUAUGCGUGAUAUGGCUAUUAAGGGGCAAUUAUUGGCCUUUCAAAAAAGUGAUGAUACGAGAAAAGUUACAAAUACGAAUAGAAAAAACUUGUUUUUUGGUUACUGUUAUAAUAGAGAUAUCUCAGUUUGCUGUAACACAUAUUUAGCUCUUGUAGGGAUUGGUCAUAAAUAUUUAGAAAAUAUAAAACGGCACCUACAAGAAUAUG
Molecule: messenger RNA, 630 nt
Organism: Cetraspora pellucida
Lineage: Eukaryota; Fungi; Glomeromycota; Glomeromycetes; Diversisporales; Gigasporaceae
Source: the annotation of a GenBank genome assembly